Colletotrichum scovillei is the source of this 1659-nucleotide messenger RNA. Its product is annotated as maltose permease MAL31. Gene Ontology annotation, cellular component: membrane. Gene Ontology annotation, biological process: transmembrane transport; carbohydrate transport. The record is from RefSeq and is a predicted model, not a curated record. Lineage: Eukaryota; Fungi; Ascomycota; Sordariomycetes; Glomerellales; Glomerellaceae. The transcript is spliced from 4 exons. The coding region runs from base 1 to 1659 and encodes 552 amino acids. Gene Ontology annotation, molecular function: carbohydrate:proton symporter activity.
AUGGCGAAUUACGACGACGGCUAUGCAGCCGAAAAGGUUGACUCCCAACAUGAUGCCAAACACCUCGAAGUCAGUGCCGACUCUCAGCUAGCACUUGCUGCCGACUUUGAAGACCAUGAGAUGGGCAUCUGGAAGUCGUUUGUCCGUUACCCAUGGGCAUGUGCUUGGUGUGUUUACGCCUGCUGGACUAUCAUCCUACUCAGCUUCGACGUUCAGGCUGCAGGUGCGGUCGUGGGGAUUCCCGAAUUCCGCAAGGACUUUGGUUACGAAUUUAACGGAGACUAUGUCCUUCCAGCUAUCUGGCAGUCUGCCUUUAGCGGUGCACCUAUUGCCACGGCCGUGAUUUCUUCGAUCGCCUCCGCCGAGCUCGCUGAUUACAUUGGCCGAAAGAAAGUCCUGGCCCUGGCUCUCAUCAUCUCCUUUGUUGCUGUUGCUAUUGAGUUCAUCGCAACGACAAAUCCAGUCUUCUUUGCCGGAAAGCUCCUGAAUGGUUUCAUGGUUGAAAUUACACCGCUAGCUCUCCGCGGUAUAUUUACUUGCGGAGUCGGUGUUGCCUACGGAAUUGGGCCCCUCGUUGCUUUCAUUGUUAUCAACUACACUGGCACCGUCGAGUCUCGCUGGGCCUACCGUACCGUUUUCUGCUGCCAAUUCGGUUUUGCUGGAGUUUCAGCAGUUCUUUGGCCAUUCAUGCCUGAGUCUCCGUGGUGGCUAGUAUCCAAGGGGAAGAAGGGCGAAGCCCUUAAGAGUCUUGGAAGACUUGGACACUCUGGUAAUGAGGGCAGGGCGAAACUCGCUCUUAUUGAGCGUACAUUGGAUGAAGUGAAAGCCGAAACAGACGGUGUCACUUACCUGGAGUGCUUCAAGAAGUCAAACUUGAGGAGAACCAUCAUCAGCAUCAUGCCUCUGUGCAUUCAGAGUUUCAGCGGAAUCGCUUUUGUUGCCAGCUAUUUCACUUGUCAGUAUCCCGCCUUCUUAUCAAGUGACUCUAUAUUCGAGGCAUCACUUCUCAUCAAAGCAACGGUACUAACAAUUCGCUCUUUAGACUAUCUUCAGCUUGCCGGUUACUCUACUUCAAUGAGCUACCAGCUUCAGAUCGCUCAACCCGUUCUGUCGAUUGUUGGCAACUUGAUGGCCGCCGCUGUGAUUGACAAAGUCGGCCGAAGAAACCUUACGUUCUACGGUUUGGCCAUUCUCACGGUCUUCCUCUUGAUUACAGGCGGAUUGGGAACGGGCACCAGCCAGCCUAUGAUCAAAGGAACCGUCGCGUUCAUUCUCAUCUACAGCUGGUGGUACAACGUCUCCAUCGGAUCAACCGCCUUUUCUCUGCUUGCCGAAGUGUCGACUUCUCGUCUGAGAGCCAAGACCGUCGCCAUCGGAUAUGCAUCGCAAAACUCCAUCAACGUUAUGUGGCAGUUCGUCAUCCCGUACAUGUUCAAUCCGGACAAGGCCAACCUCGGCGCCAAGAUUGCAUUCAUCUUCGGUGGCUUGUGUCUCUUUUCCCUCGCAUAUCUGUGGCUCUUCCAGCCUGAGACUGGCGGUCGCUCCUACGAAGAGCUUGACGAAAUGUUUGCAAAGGGCGUUCCAGCGAGGAAGUUCAAGUCAUAUAAGACGACUGUACAGUUGCGAAAUGAGACAUCUGCACAAGAUGGAAGUCAUUGA